This is a messenger RNA of Lytechinus pictus (painted urchin), 10483 nucleotides long. Its product is annotated as nipped-B-like protein A. Gene Ontology annotation, biological process: establishment of mitotic sister chromatid cohesion; establishment of protein localization to chromatin; regulation of gene expression. Bases 171 to 6989 code for a protein of 2272 amino acids. Lineage: Eukaryota; Metazoa; Echinodermata; Echinoidea; Temnopleuroida; Toxopneustidae. The record is from RefSeq and is a predicted model, not a curated record. Gene Ontology annotation, molecular function: chromatin binding. The transcript has 46 exons. Gene Ontology annotation, cellular component: Scc2-Scc4 cohesin loading complex.
AAUAACAUUAAUGUUACAAGUAAGUGAUGCGGUUUUGUUGUUUUGGCGCGUCUAGUCAUGAUAAAAAUUACGGAAAACCGGUAGAUUUAUGACAUAUUCACUGUCAUUUUUCAUUCUUCCAUGAAACCUCAUGGUUCCUUAAGAUUCAUUUGUAAACCCCUAUCAUCAGAAUGAAUGGAGAAGUGCCAAGUGUUCCCAUUACAACUCUUGCAGGAAUAGCAAGUCUCACAGACUUGUUGACAGAGUUGCCCCUGCCCUCGCCCCUUCCUAGUGCAAUCAACAGCAAAGGCCUUCUCUACACACCCCAAAUAGCAGAAGAAGCCCAGCGAUUGCUAGGGAGGCAGGAUGAAAACCUGAUUCCUCAACUCCUUCAUGUCCUUAGCCAGACAGAUACUGAUCACAUAGAGCUAAAAGACAAGACCGCGAGCAAUGAGGUAGAGGGUGAGGUACCUGCACUUCUUCAAGCCAUUCUUGCCCGCAAUCCAAAUGUGUUUAAAUCAAGGGUGGAACAGUUAAGUGGCAGUGGAUCUGGACAACAUAGUUCAUACUCUCCCCGAGGUGGCCCAAGUAAUUCUUCUUCCCCUGGUGCAAGUACUCACGGAAACCAGCAUCAAUUCCAACAACCUGGCUCUGUGUCUGCACAAGGGUCUACUCAAGCACCUCUCAAUGGCUAUGCUGCUAACCAGUUUUCUCCUGCCCCAGCCAGUAGUCCUAUGUUCCCAGCCACCCCACCUUCUGUUGGAACCCCAAACUCUCAGACAAGGUCGCAGAGGUCACCGUCAAGAGCUCCAGCCACAGCCACGAGAGAAGAUGAAAGGCAAGGUGUGAACUCUGUGCAUAAUAAUGAAGUCACAGAUGGAAGAGGGCGCCCUACUAGAUCCCAGUCAUGCUCUUCUGAAACAAAUCAUACGAAUUCCAACAACCAGCCAGAUACUCCAGUUGACACCCAGGGGGAGUCUUCAGCGGGCAUGCUUGAAUCAGACAAUGCAGAUGCUGGGAGAUCACGCUGGUCGUCGAAGCGGAAGAAACGGAAAGACAGGAAAGAUAAAGACAAGAAAGAAAAGGACAAGAAAGACAAAGAUGAAGUCAGUUACAACAUCAUUCAAUCCCCAACGCAUUCAGGGCUACCCAAGAUCACUCUGAAGAUUGCUCGGAAGCCUGUAACAUCUCCAAAAGCCAGUGAGAGUGAACCAUCCACCAGUGGUGAACAAUCCAAACCUCCUAGCGUGGAACCAUCAAAACCUGCAAGCACUGAACAACAACAUACGUCACAUUCUGAUAUCAAAACUGAAGUGCCUGACCAAAGAUUGCAACCCGAUAUCAACACGCAGCACCAGGAUGGUGUCCAUCAAUCACAAUCAAAGGAAUCGAGAACUGAACAAAGAGUCAGUGAGCCAAACAGGACUCCAGGAAGCCAUCAGCAACAUGUAGAUAAUAAAAACAAUAGCAUUGCUGGUCCGCCAAGGAAAAGUGUUUUGAGACUUAGGAACGAAACAAACAGUGAUGUGCAAAAUAAAGCAGAAGUGGUGCAAAAUAAACAGGAGCAAGUGCAUAAACCGGAAGAGUCGUCAAGAACUCAUAUUAAUAAAGGUCAAGGGGAUGCAGAUUCAACUCCAGUGCCAGCACCUGCCCCUGCAAAAGCCCCUGUGCCUGUUGAGAGUGCACAUGAAAUGGACAAGGAAGAACCGAUGGAUGCAGAACCAUCAGUUCCAUCAGAACAUGCACGUGCCAAAGCAGCCCAGCCUAGGGUUGUCCUAACUAAGCUCUUACCCUCCACCAUUGAAGAAGAUUUGAUUCCAAUGAAGCUUGAUGGCAGAGGAAAGAAACGAGGAAGAGGAUCUGUUAAUUACUGUGAGAUUUCCCCCAGCAGUAGCCCACGCCACCGUCCCUCAACGGUCAAUGCAAUGGACAAUGAUUGGGGCCCACCAGCGACUGCUGCUCCUGCAGCAUCAAGCAGCAGAUCACCAUCCCAUUCCAGACUGAAGGCUCCUUCACCAGUCCCUGAAGGUCCACCUCAGGAGAACGCUCCCAUCUUCAUUGAGAGGAAUGAGGCAGAAGAGGAGGAGGCAGAGAAAGAAGAGAGACCUGCUAAACGGGCAAAGAAGGAAGAGAAACCCAAAAAGAAAAAAGGCCAGACAGAUGCAGAGUACGAAGAACUCAUGGACACACCCACUUUCAAGAGGUUCAACACUGCCAUAGAUGCUGUUUUUGAAAAUUCUGAAGACAUGGAAGUAAAUGUUGACACUGGCGAUGAAGAAGAGGAGGAGUAUGCACCUGAUACACUGAUAUCCAAACCUUUACUGGCUGAUCUUGUCAAUGAAGCUGCUAAGCUCAAGUCACUAAGUGUCAUGAAUCAGGUAAAGACUGAACGGUUAGUGAGAUUACUGAACAUUCUGGAAAGGAAUAUCAGAGAUGGUACAAAGGUCAAUCCAAACGACCAGGAUGAGCAGAACCCUCGUGAGCAACGCUUGUGGCGUGAAGUGACCAUGGAACGGGUGACCCGGUCAGUGGAUUCCUCCUUAAUAGCCCUCUACAUCAUGACCUCUGAAGACAUGCCAAAGGAAGUCUUCAUUGAAGAUGUCAUUGACAGGUUGUCUCAGCUGGCCAAGUUCCAACUCACCAAUACUAUCUAUCCAGAAUUUGACCCUGUCUACAGGGUCAACCCCAAGAAAGAAGUGAUAGCCACACAUACAAAGCUGAAGAGAGCCAGAGCUGGUGAAGUGAAGGAGAAGUCUGUUCUGAUGGUGUAUAACAAGCUGUGUUCACUUGUCACAAAUCUUGCCGAACUUCUAAACCUCCAGAUACUCACAGAUUCAACGGUCCUCCUGAUUUCAUCAAUGGGUACAGCUCCUUUCUUUGUUGAGAAUGUCAGUGAACUUCAACUGAACUCCUUGAAGCUGAUCUCUGCUGUGUUCUCAAGGUAUGAGAAACAUAGACAACUCAUCCUGGAAGAUAUCUUUGCCUCUCUUGCCAGACUUCCAUCAAGUAAAAAGAACCUUAGAAACUUCAGGUUGAACAACACAACCAACAUUCAGAUGGUUACUGCUCUUGUAUUACAACUCAUUCAAGGUGUAGUAGUGUUCAAUAACCCGGAUGGUGAUAGCAAUGCAUUGGACCAAUACGACGAUGUUGAUGAUGAAGCCUCAAAGCAGACAGAUCAAGGUGUGCUAGUAGUCAAUGCUUAUGAGACAGCAGUGAGAACGGGACAGAACUUCCUCUCCGUGUUCUUGAAAAAGUGUGUCAGCAAGGAUGAGGAAGAUUACAGGCCUCUGUUUGAGAACUUUGUUCAAGAUCUACUGUCAGCAGUCAACAAACCUGAAUGGCCGGCAUCAGAACUUCUACUUAGUCUGCUUGGGAGAUUGCUGAUGCACCAGUUCAGCAAUCGUUCCAAUGAGAUGUCAAUGAGAGUGUCUUCCCUGGAAUACCUUGGUCAGGUUGCAAGCAGACUGAGGAAGGAUGCUAUAUCAAGUGUGAUGGAUGAAGAUAGACUCAAUACCAUUGUCAGAGAGAUGAGGGGCGGUAGAGAGUCACCUGUUGGGGAUGGUAAACCAUGCGACAAACUAGACUAUGUCAUGAACCUACAGCAGGCUAUGGUGGACUACCUCAGCUAUAACAGCCGCAAUGAUCCAGCAAUCUUGUUUUCAAGGCAAUUCUUUCUUGCCCAGUGGUACCGAGACACCAACGCAGAGGUGGAACAGACCAUGAAAGCUCCUCAGUCCAAGAAGAAGAAGAAAGACAGUGAUGAUGAGGAUAGCGACGAUGAGGAUGAAGACAGCGAAGAGGAGGAGGAAGAGGACAAGUCCCGUGAAUCAGUCCUAAAGACAGCAGAGAUCCUGAGAGCAGCAGAGAAGAGGAAAAAGUUUCUUAUUUCUGCUAUCAAGGUCAAGAAACCUGCUUUAUCAAUCAGGAAAGGAAGGAAUAUCAUCACUUACGAGAGUGCUGCGUUUGUAGUUAGGUAUCUUGCUUCAAGAAGACCUUUCUCACAGAGUUUUGAUAUCUACCUUACACAAAUCUUGAGAGUAUUAAACGAAACAGCAGUUGCAGUCCGAACGAGAGCUAUGAAGUGCCUAUCACAAGUAGUAGCAGCAGAUCCCAAUAUACUGGCCAGGGCUGAUGUUCAGAAGACCGUUCAUUGUCGGUUCAUGGAUCAGUCCACCAGUGUAAGGGAGGCAGCAGUGGAGUUAGUCGGGAGAUUUGUGUUAAUGCAGCCGGAGCUAACAGAUCAGUACUAUGAAAUGCUUAUUGAAAGAAUAUUGGACACUGGAAUCAGUGUGCGAAAACGGGUGAUCAAGACUCUCAGGGAUAUUUGCAUUGAUCAACCUGAAUUCACCAAGAUUCCAGAGAUAUGCGUUCGUAUCAUCAGGAGAGUCAAUGAUGAGGAAGGCAUCAAGAAAUUAGUGAACGAGACAUUUCAGAAGAUGUGGUUCACACCGAUGCCGAAUCAAAACAAGAACCUACUACUUCAGAGGGCUCUUAACAUCAUAGAGGUGGUAGCAGCCAGCAAAGAUACAGGCUAUGACUGGCUGGAGCAACUCCUUACAAAUCUUCUGAAAGGUGAGGAGGAUGCCCACUACAAGCCAGUCCAGAAAGCAUGCGUUCAGGUCACAGACUGCCUGGUGGAGCAUGUGCUUCGGCUUGAGAGGGGAUCCGCCGAGGUAUCAGAAGAGGGCAAGGCAAGCAGUAAGAGGCUAGUCUCAUGUCUUCAGACCCUGUAUCUCUUCAGCAAGGUGAAACCCACGCUGAUGGUGGCGCAUGCGACCACUCUUCAACCCUACCUCAGUACAAAAUGUGCAACGCAACGAGAAACGAUGGUGAUCUCCAACGUUGCCAGGAUCCUUGAGAUGGUUGUACCUCUGAUGGAUCAUCCUAGUGAAGUAUUCCUGGCCAGCCUAGAAGAAGAUAUGAUGAGACUUAUCCUCAAACAUGGACAAAUGGUGCUUCAAAGUUGUGUGAGUUGUCUAGGGUCAAUAGUGAACAGAGUGACCCACAACUAUAGACUAGUCAGAGACUGCUUUCAAAAGUACUUUACAAUUCUAGCCAAGAUGAAGACUGACCAUGAUUCAAGUUCAGAGAGCCCUAUCAGCAAGAACAAACCAGUCUUACUCAGGUCUCUCUUCACCGUUGGUCUCUUCUGUAAGCAUUUUGAUUUCGAUGCUGGUCUCAAGCACUCCAAGUCAUCACCCAAGGUUCCUGUGAGAGACCGGGUGUUUGAUGUCCUGCUGUACUUCUGCAACCGAGAGGAUGAAGACAUCAAGCUAAAAGCUUUGAGCGGCCUAGGGUUCCUGUGCAAUCGUCAUGCAGACUUCAUGCUGACAACAGAAGUCAAAGACCUAUAUUGGAAAAUCCUCACUGAUCCUUAUAUAUCUGUCAAGCAACUGUGCCUAGUGGUGAGAAAUCUUCACUUAUAUCUUGUAGAAGAGGAUGAGAGGAUGAGACAAGCAGAUGCGGAAUGGAAAGCACAUGCCAAAGAAGAAGAUCUAAAGGAGAUGGGUGAUGUACAGUCAGGAAUGAGCAGUUCUGUAAUGCAGAUGUACCUGAAACAAGUAAUGGAAUGCAUGCUACACAAGCAAUCUAUGGUUAGGAUGGCAGCAUUACAGGUCAUUGUUCUAACAUUAGGACAAGGUCUGGUUCAUCCUGUUCAGUGUGUACCUUACCUCGUUGCCAUGGGAAGUGACCCGGAGUCUGCCAUCAGGGUGAAAGCUGACCAACAACUGACACACAUUGACCAAAGAUAUCCAGGUUUCAUUCAGAUGAAAGCCUUAGCAGGUUUGAAGAUGUCCUACAAGCUUCAAGAAAUACUCAACUCUGAAACAGAAGAGUACAUUCGUGGUAUGAGGGAGAGAGAUAACCACCAUUAUGCCCUAUGCAGUCAUCUUUAUUCAAUGAUCAGGUCCAACAGAUCACACCGGAGAGCCAUCCUGCUUAGUCUACUCAAUCUCUUCGAUGAACAUGUGAAAAGUGACUUGAAUCUGUUGGUUUUUGUGGCCGACAAUCUUUCAUCGUUCCCCUACCAAGCACAAGAUGAACCUCUCUUUAUUAUGCAUCACAUAGAAAUUAUUGUUUCUGUAUCAGGAGCAAAUUUACUACAGUCUUUCAAAGAUAGCUUUUGUAGCAACCAACCAUCCAGACCGCCCUCAAGAGCGUCUCAGAAUUCCGACUCUGGCAGGCCCAGUAGGACAGCCUAUGAAGAUGAUGAUGAGGAUGAUGCAGAAAGCCUCAUUGAGCGAAUUCCAGAAGAACCCACCCAGCUCCUUGAGUGUUGUGUAGCCUCUCAGGCUGUUAUCAUGCUGCUAGUUCUCAAGCAACAUCUCAAAGACCUUUAUGGAUUCAGGGAUAACACGAUACACAGAUACUCACCAACGGAAGCUGCCAAGGUAUAUGAGAAGGCUGUCAAUAGGAAGUCAUUGGUACACUUCAACCCUGCCAGAGCCUUGGACCUUCUCAAGACCGGCCAACCCAAGCCACCUCUCAGUGAGCAAGAAAAGAAAGAUAUAGUGGAGGAGUACUUAGAUUUCAAGCAGCUGAUGGAACUAAUGGAUGACAGUGAGGAUGAGGAGGAAGAUGGUGGGAAACCUAAGGCUGGUUCAGGACCAGGUACUCCAGUCAGGAAUCAGACUGGAGAGGAUGGUGAGGUGAAGGAAGAAGUAAAGGAGGAAGGAACCAAUCACAACGAAGCAGGGGGAGGGGGCUCAACGAGUCCAGCAGCUGCAAGGAAAACACCCGAACCAGCACACAUACCAUCCAGUAGAACAAGACAAGUCAGAAAACAUUCUGCCGAAGACGAGGAUUCCUCGGAAGAAAGCAUCCCCUCACCAGUACCAGUAGCCAAGUCAAGAGCCAGGUCAAGGACGCCAGCGCGGAGUAAAAGCAGGCAAGGCGGAAGAGGAGGUAGUUCGCGGAAAAGGCCACAGAAGAAACGCAGGAGAAGGAUUGAAACCAGCGAUGAAGAAGAUGAUGACGAUGAGGACUCCGAGGACCCAGACUGGUAGAUCAUCCUAUCUUCAGAUGGAAGCUGGGUAAUCAGAUCGGUAACUUUUCUCAUAUCAGGAUGUAGUCAUCGUCCUUCAAGGAUUCCGAAGCUGUGUUUCCAUUGAUGUCUUGCUCUCAACAAUUGUCUUUACCUUGUGGUUCAACCUACUACAUUGUCAAGGAACAAAACUGAAUAUUUGUUCUCUCUUUUUUUGUCCUUUUCUCUGUCUUUUAUUCUUCUCUACUCCAUUCUAUUCUCUUUCCCCCUCUCCAUCUCUGUCUCUCUCUCUAUCUAUUUAUCUCUCUAUCUAUCUAUCUAUCUAGAGCUGUCUCUUACUUGACCCAAUUUCUUGUCUCUCCCUUCAGCUUGUGCUCAAUUUUCUAUAUAAGCCAUUUGAAAUAUUCAAAGACAUAUUUUUGUAACUUUUACUCUCUAACAUAGUCAAGAAGAACCUUCAACCUGUUUUGAAAUCUGAAUAAUUUUGAUUUGCUUAUUGUAAAGAAGAAAACAUGAUCUCUCUUUCACUUUCCAUUUCAAGUAAUUUUCAAGUCUGUAAAGUUGUUAAAUGCAUUCAGCAAUUCAUUAAGAAUAAUGUGGGUUUUUUAUUAGGUCAUUUGCUAUUAUCUUUUGAUAUUGAAUUGGCAAUGAAAAUCUACAAAAUCUGUUUAAAAAAACCUAGCUAUUUGCAUUGUUAAAAUGUCACCUUGAUUAGAAUUAUAUUAAAAAGAUACAUUGCUGUUUUGUUAUGAUUUGAAAAAAUUAACAGCUUAAUUACUGUAUCUGUUCGUAUGUCCAUUUAUUUUUGGAGAAAGUAAUUAUUUUUUGUAUAUUCUUAAUGAUCCAGUAUGUAAUGGAAUCAAGUGAACUGCACAGAGUUGCUUACUUCCGAGUCUUUUAAGUCCACUCGAGGACGCUGUAGUAUCAGUGAUAUGUUGAAAAUGAAAUAUGAAUUUGAUUUGUUUUCUAUAAUAUACAUUGUAUUGCAUGAGACUUGUAUGCUUGUUUUGAUUUUUUUUUUUUACUAGCCAUAAUAAUUCAUGACUGACUUGGUGCUUUCUAUUUAAUCCAAAACAUUCCUGAGAGUGUGGACAUGAAGACCAAUCGAUCACUGUAAAGCCAUGUUCAUACAUACGGCGACUAAGCUCAUCAGCAUUUUUAGCCCCAGACAUUGUUCUGCCAAUCAUCCCAUUUAACAUACAUCAAGUAUCAAAUAAGAUCCUGGCGAGAGUUAUGACACAUUUUUGCAAAUUUUUUUGGGAAAGGGGAAUCCUCUGCUUCUUGAAAUGAGGUGAAAAAAAAACUGCUUUCUAAUCUUGCUUCUUUUUUAUUAGUAGUGAAGGCACAAUCUUCUUCAAAUUCAAACUCAUUGCAAAAUUUCUGUGGUUUAUUCACAAUUCAGAUGUUACUCUGCGCUUAUACCGAUGAGUAGUUCACAGAAGUGUCGGGUUUAUAUUACACAUUUAUAUUGUUUCUAAUACAUGAAUAAUAACAAUGAUUUUAAUUAGAUACUUUAUUACUAAUAUUUUUCACAAAUUCACAAAAUAACAAAUGAAUUUCAUUUUAAAAAGGAGAGUAAACAAUGAGGCAAGGUGUGAUGACAAACAAGACUUUUUCAAAGCAUUACAGUCAGGGGUGUGAGAGUUCAGAUUUUUAUCUGAUUUCAGAUUUUUUUCCGUUUGGAUUUUUAGCUUAAUUUCAGCUUAUUUUUGGCUUUCCUCUGUACAAAAAGUAUGGGAGCUCUUUCUAUUUCAGACUUUUUCUACAAGUUUCAGCUUUUUUCAGAUCUUUUUAUUUGUGACCACUCACACCCCUGUACAGUGAAUUGGAUUGCAUAUUUCUAUUAAAUUAAAUUUGGUAAUAAUAAAAUUAAGGUCAAGGAGAGACCUAAUAAGUUCUUGUUGCAUAUGACUUGUAUUAGAUUUUGAUUGGUAUUGUUCAAUGACAUAUUCUAUUCAACAAGCCUUGAAUAGAGUUUUUUUUUUAAGAAAAAAAGUUUCUGCUUUUCAUUACAACUUGUGCUAUAACUUCACUGCUGACCCCCCAAAAAGAACUUAAUAUAAUCUGUUUUUCCUGGAUCAUGAAAUAUAUUUUAAUCUGUUUUAUGAAAGAAUACUCUGAAAGUACCAAUAUGACAAUCAGACAAAUCAUACUGAAUUAUCAGUUAAAUUUCGGAGAAAAAAAAUUAAUGCUAUUUUUGGAAUAUAAUAUAUGAUGAAUAUUUGCAUUAUUUGUAUUCUUUAAAUCCAUUUCUGUCAUAAUGAGGUAAAAUUUACCUACAAGGAAUAAUGUCAAAAGUAUAUGUUUCUCUCAUUAAUUUAUUUAUAUGAAUGAUUUUGGAAAAUUAACCAUUUUCAUUUUCAAAUAAUGUAUUUAUGGGAUGAAUGAUGUGAUAAAAAUCAAGAAAUCUUAUUUGGAGUGGUUUCAUAUCUGUAUUUUUGUAGAAGAAAGUAAUUUAUGACUUUUACUAAUUCCAGUAGAGUAUCCACUUAUACUCACAUGUCAGUGGGGAGUUUCAUUGUGUAUUUAUCACAGUGUAGGAAGAAAGAAGGAAAUGAUUCAUUUUAUUCCAAAUCUAUUAGGAACAGGUUUGUGUACUUACCAAGAUCUUGGUUAUGUUUGACACCAAUUACUUGCAGUGGAGAUGUGUUGGUAUCAAUGUCACACAGGUGUCUACUGAAUCACUUUGUAGAUGAGAUUAAUAAAAAAAUAUUGAGUGCAUGGCAUUUGUAUUACAUUACAUCAUUGGCAACUGCUCGCAGGUGACAUCACAAAAUCAACAUUAUUAAUUCUUAUAUUCUUUGAUGGAUUUUAAUCAAGCGUUCAUCAAUAUUCUCUUUUUCUCUGAUUUUACAGCUUCUAUUAAAAUCAACUUAUCGUCAGGGUGAACUUCCCCUUUCAAGGUUGAAUACCAUUGGUUACCAUUGAUUUUACAUUUUAAGCAAUUUGUCCCCCAUUUGGUCAUUGAUACUCUAAGCAUAUUGUUUCUGAGAUGAUUGCUUCAAUUUUUGUGAGGUCACAGAAAGUUCAAAAGUGUAACUAAGUAAAAUCAGAUUUAGUAAGUUACUAGUAAAACACCAUGUGAUAAGAUACCAGUAUGAAGUAUUUGUGAUGGUGUUGUGCUACUGUGCUUUUCAUUAUUUCAAAAAUAAUGAUGAUGAAAAAUGAAUCAAUUUUCUGUAUGGUCAUUAUUACAAGUAUUUUGAUAGCAUAACUAAUAUAGCUGAUAUUAUAACCAUGGCUGUAAAGUUUCACAAGCUUGAAAAUAUCUGUCUUGAAAUCCUUUCCUUUAAAAAUUCAGUAUUGCAUUUUUGUUUGUUUGUCAUAUGGAAAUAAUUGUUAUAUCAUAAUACCUUGCCACACAGCUUCUAUUGGCUGCUACCACCAUCUCUCUUUCUCUCUCUCUCUCACUCUGUCUUGUGUCCCCUUCUCUCUCUCUCCCAAAGACUUUCAGUCCAGUUGAAACAAAUUGGAAUAAACUAGUAGUAUGAUGGAAAUUAAAUUUAUAAAUUAAAC